AUGGAUCGCCUUUUGAAAGACCGAAAGCCUGUUUUCUGGCAAACGGAGUUGGAACUUGAUGUGGCAGGUCGAUCUAAACCUGUGGAUGAUGGGCUGAUGAUAAGUGUCUUGAGGUGGAUGAUGAAUAAAACUAUGGAAGAAAGUUUUGAAAAGAUAAGCAGUAUGUUUGGUGGGUAUGAAACAAGGCUCAAGGCUGUGGAAUCGUUUGUGAACUCUCAGGGAUGGAAUGAUAGGGAUUAUAUUGGUUUUGAUGAUUAUCGUCCUCGAUCUAGGUUUUGGACUCAUGGUGAUUGCUCUCGUGGUGGUGGUGGACAGAAGGAUCCAUUAGAGAAGGAUCUGAAGACUGGACUAGAGAAUGAUCCAUCUAAGAAGGAUCCAUCUGAGAAGGAUCUAUCUGAUAAGGAUCCAGAGAAGGAUUCAUCUGAGAAAGAUCCAGACAGUGGAGUGGAGAAGGAGACACAGGUAGAAGCUGAAGUGGAGAAAGAAGUCGAGGCAACUGAAGUGGAGGGGAGUGAAAUGAAGAAGGAGCCAGAGGAAGAAGAACACGAUGAAGUUGUUUGUGGGAAGAGGAUUAAGAAGAAAUCAGCAGCACUAAAGACUCCUUUCAUGGAGCCACCAAAGAAGAGGAAGAAGAAUUGA
Messenger RNA from Arabis nemorensis, 639 nucleotides. NCBI's taxonomy places the organism in Eukaryota, Viridiplantae, Streptophyta, Magnoliopsida, Brassicales, Brassicaceae. The record is from the annotation of a GenBank genome assembly.